AAUAUCUUGUUGUGGUGAACUCAGUUAUGAAAAGAUGCCCAAAGAUACUGGUGGCAUUUUUUCCAAGAGCGCUCCCAAGUAACAAUGACAUUGAAAGUGAACAUAUAGAUUUUCUUAAGUCGACUGGUCAUGUCAUGUUAUGUUGUGACAUGACAUGGCAUAGCAAGACGUGGCGUGGUAUGCCAAGCAAUAUAUGCUAUUUCCACCAGGAUGUGUUGAAUUAGAUGGUCUGAAUUCCUAGUUGUCUUGAACUUAAUUGUCCCAAAGGUGUACAAUAUGCAAAAAAUGCAAUGCAAAUGAUAUACAUAGCGUCACAAUCGAAGAAUAUAUAUUUAGACAUGACGUCUAUUUUCAUUUCUACUGCGUAGUAAUUCUACAGAUUGGUAAAGCUCUGAAAAUGGAGUAUAGCGAAGGUUUCCCGGACGUUUCCCUAGAAUAUGACUGUGGGACUGUACAAUCAGCUGGCACACAAGAGGAUGAAAAUUGGACCAUGCCUCUUCGGAUGAAAGUACUUAAACUACUUCAGAAUAUCAACCAAUGUUUUCAUGUCCUUAUACCUCUGGCUUUGGAUCCUGAGUCUCUGAGAACAUUCUUCCUGCCACUGCCACAAAUCCAAGAAAUUCAGGACUUGUUGAGAGAAGACUCGCCAAUAAAGAUGCUUGGAAUUUUCAGGGAGCACAACAAUCCCUAUAUUAACAUCCUCACUCUGUUUUAUGAAAAUGCUUCAGAUGUCAUCAUGGUCUGGAUCUAUAGACAGAACCUGGUCCUGAACACCACAGUUGUGCACACCAAACUGGUGCCUCCAGGCGGAAUGGCACUGAAAGACCUUCUUCAAAAACAGGAUGUGGACAACAAGAACAUCACCGUUGCUGCGGAGUUCCUGUCAGGACAGAGAAAGGUGUUCACCAGCCACGAGGACAUCAUCAAUAAAACCUGCCUGCUUUCUAUCAUGAUGUCCGCUAACUAAAGCAGUGUCAUGAGAGACAUGCAGAACAAGGUCUACCUUUCACCAAAUCCUUGCAGCCUUUGAACUAUCGAUAUUCAUAUAUAAUAUUCUCAAAAUUGGGAAUUUUGUGCAAGGAUUUAAAGGAGAAGGUAAAUGUUGUUCUGCAUUUUAAAAACCGCCUGAGAAGGAAACAACUGUUUUUGGCUUUUAUCGGGUCACCUCACCCCAAAUACACUCAUCUUGAUACAAUUGUGCACAUGGUCCAUUUGACUUUCUGCUGGUAUUUGUACUGAAUUUGUCUGUUGUCUGAGUUACUGAAUUCUUUUUAUGUAAUCUGCACACUUUUGUCUUGGUGUUGUGUUUCUAUAUUUAACUAUUGUGCUGUUUGACUGUAGAAUUGUGUACAGUAUUCCUUUAUCUAUUGUACAUCUAGGUAAAUAGAAUAUACAGCUAACAAGCACAUCCUUGUGAUUGUCUUUCUUAUCAUACUUCUGCUUAUCAAGAACUUCAAUGAAGUCCAGGGGUAGGGGUUCCAGUUAUCAAAGGCAUGAUGACUUGACUGUUGAUGCUGUGUUUAUAUUUAUUAUCAACACCAAUCAAUCUUUAUUUGCACAGGCCUAUAGUACAUGUAUACAGACAAUAUUAAUAUUAGGCAGUAGAGAGUACAUUUUUUCUUUGUCGAAGGGCAUGAUACAAAAACAUUGACAAUUAUUGUAUAUGGUCCUUCCUAGAAUAGGUUAAUAGAGAUAUACAUUUAUAAAUGUUAUGAUGUACAAAGUAAUAUUUCUUAAAUACUUAUUUCUCAAAGUGUGGUAGGCUGGACGGACACAAAGAAUAUGAUAAUCAUCUUCACUUUGAUUCAAAUCACACAUUCUUCCUUUUUGUAAUUCCAGUAUAUCUACCGGUACCUGUUUCUGUUAAAAAUCAUGGGAUCAGCAACGAAAUUUUGCAAGUGUGAUUCUAUAUUUCCGAACAUUCAAAGAUGAUAAAUAGGUUUCAUUAUAUAUCGAUUACUUAAACAUUCUGUAAUAAAAACAUUUAUUACAUACACAUCAUUGGUCAAGCCAAUUCUGGAGACAUAUAUCUUGUAACUUUUGGAUAUGAGAAACUUUGGAUGCGAGUCUAGGUACUGUUCCAGCCAUAUAUUACCGAAAGCAGUAGAAAAUAGUAACUAUUUAACAUCUGUGCCCCAAUUACGUUUUCCCAAGUCUAUCGUACAAAAUAAUUAUACAAUCAUAUUAGGGGUAAUCUGUAAGAUGGCAUAUUUAAGACUUUAAACCAAUAUUUUACUACUUUCAUUUCUGAUUCAACAACUAAUUGAAAUCUACCACAUUCACCAUGAACCAUUAAGUAUGAAGUACAAAAUGUAGUAACUUUCACACCAAGAAAUCUUUUAAUUGCAUACAAGUGUACUUUUUCUAGUAUAUCAAAUGUUUGGAGUCCCCAAAUCUCAGAACCAUAUAGACGUAUGGGACUAAUCUUAGCAUCAAAAAUUCUAAAAAAUGAUUUGUCUGACAAGUCACCUAAAAUAUAAAAACUUCUGUCAAAUACCAAUUAGUAUUUUCUUUGCUUGCAUUGAUGCAUUUUUUGACAUGUUAGGACCAUGAUAGGUGGUUUGUAAAAUAAACUCCUAAGUAUUUGUAAGACAUAGUUGUUUCUAGCAUUUCACCUUUGUUAUACCAUUUCUUGGUUUGCAGGAAGAUUACCUCCAUACUUAUACAUAAUUAGUUUUAUCUCUAUUUACGGUUAGUUUCCAUUCAUUACAGUAUUUUUUAAUUUGUUUAUUUCUGCUUGUAAUCCUUGUAACAGAAGAAAUAGCUGUACCAUAUCUGGACGUAACUGAAUACAAUUUGAACAGUUUUCAUGAAUCUGUAUUGCUUGAUCAUUGAUAAAGAAAGAACAUAAAACUGGGUUCAGGAUACAA
This is a messenger RNA of Haliotis rubra (blacklip abalone), 2870 nucleotides long. RefSeq lists its product as uncharacterized. Lineage: Eukaryota; Metazoa; Mollusca; Gastropoda; Lepetellida; Haliotidae. Bases 398 to 967 code for a protein of 189 amino acids. The record is from RefSeq and is a predicted model, not a curated record. The transcript is spliced from 6 exons.